Molecule: messenger RNA, 1519 nt
Organism: Liolophura sinensis
Lineage: Eukaryota; Metazoa; Mollusca; Polyplacophora; Chitonida; Chitonidae
Exons: 6
Coding region: 137-1171 (344 amino acids)
Source: RefSeq, a predicted model, not a curated record
UCUGGGUCAAGCGUGCUUGUGGAUCUGAUAUACAGAGUUGUUCUGCAUGGAGUUGUUAGCGUACUUUCGGUUUGGAGUAACAUUCCAGUGUAUUUAGGAUUAUAUUUCGGAUUCUCCAUAAUCAAAACCUUCCACCAUGGAGCUUGAAACAACGGUUAUCAGACGUGCGCCCCAUUCAUUCGUGCGCCGAGCCCAAUCUGAGUACGCGUACCAAGAAUACACGUGGGCCAUGUCGGAGGGAGCAAAAGACCUCAUGUCCGAGGUCAAGUCCUUCUGUGCUCGUCUAGACCAUGUCUUCUCUUGGAAAAAGAGGGAUCCGCAGACCCAGCGGCUCCUGGAGGAGGCCAAGUCCCUGCUGCAGAACCUCUCCACAGCUUACCAGAAGUUAUCUUCUGGCCCUGGGACGCCAAGGCAGAGUCGAGGCGCUGGCAUGGGACAAAUGUGGGUGAAACUGGACGAGCUGAAGAGGGAAAACGACGAUCUGAAGCGGCUGCUGAGUAAAAACCAGGACGAGAGGCUUCCACAUAUCGCUAACAAACCACAGGGUCCUGGCGAGGUGAUAAUCUCCGAGCUACACAAGGUGAAGAGUGAGAACGAAGGACUACGAGAAGAACUGGAGAAGGCACACAGAGAGAUUAAGGAGCUGACGAUGGUGAACGCUAAUCUGCAGGACGAGUACAAGAGAAACAAAGUGGCACUGGAAACCAUACAAGACUCCCAGGAGCAGUUCCGGAGAGAGAAGAAGACGUUAGAAACAAACCUUAGUAAUGCUCAAACGGAAGUAGACAGCUUGAAGAAAAAGUUAGCCUCAGCCCCAGACUCCAAACCUCCGCCUAUCCCCGCCAAACCCGCCAUCAAACCGGCCGUCAAGCCCAAGUUCGUCCCAGACAAGCGAGCUUUCGAGAACAUAAAUGAGAAGUGUCGACCGAGUGUGAUCGCCAUGCGCUACAAUGCUUUAGAAAGCGAAGAGUGGAUAGAUGCUAAAGAAGCUCUGGAAGAUAAUUUCGACAAAAACGAGGAUGAGAUUGUAAAAUUUCUUAGCGACCUACUCAUGAACACAUACAGCAGCUGUAAAGACGUGUACAACAAUAUGAUCGUCAGCUUCCUAGAGCGGCUCAAACAACCACAGUACUGCAGAAGGUCACAGAGUACGAGAACUGUUCCUCCGUAGACCAAACCACUACCUGACGAUCUCAAAGAGGCCAUCCAUUCCGUGCUGAAGCAGAACUGGAGAACCUGGACACUAAACCCGUCACAGAGAUGGCGAUCUCAAAAACUUCCGAAGAUCACAGAGAUCUAGUGGAAAGUGCAUUAUUAGAGAACAAGGCAUUAGGUCGCUAUCUUCAUGAGAGCGCGCGGUUGACCUGGCAAAUGGUGAUCCAGCAGCCGGCCAUGGCAUUUAUCCACGAGUGACGUCACCUAUGACGAGGAGAGACACAAGCUGUGGUGGUCAUGUGACCAAAGUGGAUCGGGACAAAUCGACUAUUUUGUAUGGCCAUCACUAUAUGACUGUGAAAAU